Molecule: messenger RNA, 1101 nt
Organism: Adineta ricciae
Lineage: Eukaryota; Metazoa; Rotifera; Eurotatoria; Adinetida; Adinetidae
Source: the annotation of a GenBank genome assembly
AUGUUUGGUGUUAAAUUUCAACCACAUCGAUCGUUUUUUAUUUUGGGAAUUUGUCUUUGUUUGUUUAUUGUGUAUCUUUUAUCGUCAAAUCAUCCAACAACAGAUCUGAAAGAUAAAUUUGCAAUUGAAAAUGAUGAAAAUAUUAAUUUAGUCGAUUUGUUUUCUUAUUCAUAUCAAUUAACGUAUCAAGCAGGACAAGCUAUUAAAUCGUUUAAAAAUAAAAAGGAAAAUUUUCGAGAGAUUUUUCAGAAAAAGUCUUUUGAAAAUCUACCGAGUGAACCAGUGACAAUUGCAGAUUUAAUUUCUCAUUCGAUUUUAACAAAUGGAUUGAAAAAGAAAUUUCAAAAUCUUCAAAUUAUCUCUGAAGAAAAAGAUUCAAUCAAUGAUGAACAAUUCAAAAUUAUUCAAAAGAAAUUCAAUGUCAAAGAUAAAUUAACAACGAUUCCACAAAUUACCAAUGAAAAUAAUUUUCUCACUGUUCCUUUGUCAUCCGUCGCGGUAUGGAUUGACCCAUUAGACGCAACAAAAGAAUUUACAGAAGAUCUGACUGAAUAUGUUAUGGUCAUGUUUUGUGUUACGAUUGACAAACAACCAACGAUUGGAAUUCUUUAUUCUCCAUUUACUGACAGAAUAACCUGGGGAUGGGUUGGAGUGAAUCAUUCAAUGAUCAAACGAGAUGAAAAUAGUCUCAAACCACUUCAUACAAAAGGUGUUGAUGAUAUCAUCGUAUCUCGUUCACAUGCAGGUCAAACAUUUCAACUUCUCAAGAGUAUUUAUCGUGAUAAACAAUAUAAAAUUAUUCCAGCCGCUGGUUCAGGUUAUAAAACAGUUCAGAUAUUAGAGGAUUAUGCGGAUUAUUAUCUUCAUAUUACACCAAUUAAAAAAUGGGAUCUUUGUGCUCCCGAUGCGAUUCUUCGAGCAAAUCAGGGAACAAUGACAACAUUGAAAAAUCAAACGAUUUCUUAUGAUCAUUCUAAAAAAGAUAUGUUAGUUGUUGAUGGAAUUUUAGCAACUCAUCAAAGAAAUCACGGAGAAAUUCUAAAUUUCUUAGCGAAUUCUAAUCUCACGAAAUAUUUGUCUAAGAAGAAAAAAACGGAUUAA